AAAAUCUACGAGACACCCAGAGGAGAGAGGAACAAGGUCAUGGCUGGCCAUUAAAGUCAAGCUAGCAACUCACCCCAGCCCAAAAAAAAAAAAAAGGUACUGAGUCUCAUCCUUCUGGCUAUCUCUGAUUCUCACAGACAGGCGACACAAACGCCACUUCCACAAUGUGGACGCUGCCCCCGCCACCGCCACCAACCAUCCGCCUCCACCCCACACAGUAAACUCUGUUUCCAUUACUCUGUCUCUGUUUCUCUCUCUCUUUCUCUCGCCGGCGCUGCAUUAUCCGGCGAAUGUCUGUCGGUUGUGAUUCCCCGCAACCUCACCGAGAAAAACAUGCAACAGACGCUCCUCAUUCCUACUGAAGAAGGCAUCAAUCCCAGCACACCUGCCAACGAAGCGAAUAAGAAAAAAUCUGAACUGAAAGAGAAAGGAAUUGAGCUAGUGGUCCCACCUCCCUGUCUGGUGCUCGGUCGGCCUCGGACCCAAGCUGGGCUGCGGCGCGUGGCACCUACCGUCCCUGCCUCCGGUGCCCAUAACGUCGCCACCCGCGCCGUAGAGAAUGUCGUCCUGAACGGAGAUCUUUAUACUGGUACUUUACUGCGGAAUGUGCCACACGGUACUGGGAAAUAUCUGUGGGCGGACGGGUGCAUGUAUGAAGGUGAAUGGAAGAGAGGUAAAGCCUGUGGAAGAGGCAAGUUCUCUUGGCCAUCUGGGGCUACCUACGAGGGCGAAUUCAAGGCGGGUCGAAUAGAUGGGUACGGUACAUUCAUUGGUACUGAGGGCGAGAUGUACCGUGGGACGUGGGUCGCUGAUCGGAAACAUGGGGUUGGCGAGAAGUGCUACGCGAAUGGAGAUGUGUACGAAGGAUCGUGGAGGAACAAUUUGCAAGAUGGAGAAGGUAGGUACGUGUGGAAGAAUGGGAAUGAGUAUGCGGGUGAGUGGAAGAAUGGUGCGAUCUCUGGCAAAGGAGUUUUGAUUUGGACAAAUGGGAAUCGAUAUGAAGGGUUUUGGGAGAACGGUGUUCCAAAGGGGAAGGGAGUAUUCACUUGGGCUGAUGGAAUCAGCUCUACUGGGAAUUGGGAGAAGAAUACUGAGAUGAUGACGACGGCGAGGAAGAGGUCGUCGGUGGACGGAUCGAGGAAUGUGAAUUUCCCCCGGAUUUGCAUCUGGGAACUUGACGGCGAAGCUGGAGAUAUUACUUGCGAUAUCGUUGAGCCAUCUGAGUUAUACGGUGAUGUUAGUGAAUCUGUUCACGGGGAGGAAGCAAAUACCGGCGAGUUCCAGAAAAGUCCAUGUCUGUUGGCCGAUGGCGAUCUGAAGAGACCAGGUCAAACUGUAUCGAAGGGGCAUAAGAACUACGAUUUGAUGCUUAAUCUUCAACUGGGUAUCAGGUACUCUGUUGGGAAGCAUGCUUCGGUUAUGCGAGAACUUAGGCAGGGAGAUUUUGAUCCGAAGGAGAAGUUCUGGACGAGGUUUCCACCAGAAGGAUCUAAGUGUACGCCUCCGCAUCAGUCAGUGGACUUCAGGUGGAAAGACUAUUGUCCAAUCGUCUUCAGACAUUUAAGGGAGUUAUUUGCAAUAGAUCCGGCGGAUUAUAUGCUGGCUAUUUGCGGAAAUGACUCGCUCAGAGAGAUGUCAUCUCCUGGGAAAAGUGGAAGCUUCUUUUACCUUACUCAAGAUGACAGAUUCAUUAUUAAAACCGUGAAGAAGUCGGAAGUCAAGGUGCUCAUCAGGAUGCUUCCAAGUUACUACAACCAUGUUUGUCAAUACAAGAACUCCCUUGUUACAAAAUUCCUUGGCGUUCAUUGUGUCAAGCCUAUUGGAGGUCAGAAGACCAGGUUUAUUGUGAUGGGCAACGUGUUCUGUUCUGAGUACCGGAUCCAUAAGAGGUUUGACCUCAAAGGUUCUUCUCAUGGUCGUACAACAGAUAAGCCGCAGGAAGAAAUUGAUGAAACCACUACCCUCAAAGAUCUCGAUCUUAAUUUUGUCUUUCGACUGGAACAGUCUUGGUUUCAGAAGUUUAAAUGGCAACUGGACAAGGACUGUGAAUUCCUAGAGUCAGAGGGAAUCAUGGAUUACAGUCUUCUGAUUGGUCUUCAUUUUCGUGAUGAUUACUCAGAUGAUGAAAAGAAAAGUCCAGCAUAUGAUUUGCGUUCAGGAAAGAGAAAUUUUCUUGGCGAUGAGAUGCACGACAUGAGGUGGAUACCUAGUAGCCGGGAGCCUCUAAUCCGGUUAGGAACAAACACUCCUGCCAGAGCCGAGAGAGUUUGUAGGAUAGGAUUGGAGCAAAAGGGUAGUGGAAGUAGCAAUUCAUCUCCUUCGGAUGGUGGGGGUGAUGGUGGUGAGAUAUUGGACGUCAUCCUCUUCUUUGGUAUCAUUGACAUUCUCCAAGACUACGAUAUUACCAAAAAGCUAGAACAUGCAUACAAGUCGCUGCAAGUGGAUCCCACCUCCAUCUCAGCCGUUGAUCCCAAGCUAUAUUCAAAAAGAUUUAGGUUUUUCAUACACAGAAUCUUUGUAGAGGACAAAUGACACGCAGGGAAAGAAAGUGACAACUACUGGAAUUGAACCAAGACUAAUUUUGAGCAUGCUUAAGGGGACACAACCCUUAUCUCAGCAGAGAGGACCCCUACAGGGUAUGUAUAUCAGUGAAUUCUGCAAACGAGCAAAGUUUGGAGUUUCUUUGUUGAUGGCUACAUUUUUCUAAUAGCCAUUGCAAAAAAGAAAAUGGGUAGGGGAGGAAUGUCCCAAGCUCUAUGAAUUCGGUUGUUUCAUUCUCUUUUAACCUCUUUCAAACGCUUUUUAGGGUAGUAUGUAUUUGUUCUUUCAUUAUUUCAAAAAAAAAAAAAAGGAAAGGAAAGGAAAAAGAGUGGGGGAGGGGAAAAAAAAGAGGCAUGGAUGUGAUUUUGGUUUUUAUUUGGGGAGAGAGAUUGACAACUUAGCUUGUACAUCCCAGGACAUGUGGUGAAGCAUAUGUAUAUUUUUUUUUUUGUUCCAUUGCUUUUUCUUGUGGAA
Messenger RNA from Neltuma alba, 3015 nucleotides. Its product is annotated as phosphatidylinositol 4-phosphate 5-kinase 1-like. Gene Ontology annotation, cellular component: plasma membrane. Lineage: Eukaryota; Viridiplantae; Streptophyta; Magnoliopsida; Fabales; Fabaceae. The transcript is spliced from 8 exons. Gene Ontology annotation, biological process: phosphatidylinositol phosphate biosynthetic process. Gene Ontology annotation, molecular function: ATP binding; 1-phosphatidylinositol-4-phosphate 5-kinase activity. The record is from RefSeq and is a predicted model, not a curated record. Bases 334 to 2532 code for a protein of 732 amino acids.